AUGGCCUCAUACUUUCUUCACGAGUUCACUGAUGCACUCACUCGACCCACCUGGACCCAUAUGCAAGCAGCAGCUCUUCAUGGCAUCCGCACCACAAUUGGCGUUUUCAAGCCUACAUUCAGCCAGGCCCAAUUGCUCACUGAAUGUGCACAGGUGCCCAGCAAAGGAAUCCACAUCUCUUGUGAAUUAGCUCUUCCUUCCUCUCAGAUCCCUGCAUCUAUUCACUCAACCUUGAUCCGACCAGGUCAGGUUCCUGUCUUCUUUUAUACCGAUGCACCCUCUGAGUCCCUUGAUGUGAAGAAAGAUGUCAAAGUCAUACCUCAUGUGCACAGAGGUGGCAACGUCUCCAGACAUCCAACAGAAAAGAGGUUUAUAACAUUCUUCUCUCGCAUACUCCACACACUUGGCAAGAAAUCUGGCAUACAAGGAUCCAGUGCACACAUCAUUGCAGCUCCUUCCCACAGACUUGUGAUGGUCCCUGAGAACCUCUUUCCAGCAGCAUUACAAGAUCUAUUCUCUGCAUACCAUCACUUGUUCUUGAGAGGCUUUGCUGCCAAGAAUAUCACUAUCACAGGUAAUAGUGCAGGCAGAAACUUGGGUGCAUCAUGA
Messenger RNA from Suillus subaureus, 609 nucleotides. RefSeq lists its product as uncharacterized. The record is from RefSeq and is a predicted model, not a curated record. The transcript has a single exon. The coding region runs from base 1 to 609 and encodes 202 amino acids. Lineage: Eukaryota; Fungi; Basidiomycota; Agaricomycetes; Boletales; Suillaceae.